AAAAAAAUUUGUACUAAGAUUUUAUCGUUCUUCAUUCAUGUUAAAUAAGUAAUAGCUAAACUAAUUAUGCAACUAAUAAGAUGUUCAAUAUAUGUGCAUGGUAGGUUCGAUGACGAACGAUAGAUACAUGCACUAGAAGCGCAAAUGAAAAGUCAGCAUUGAAAUAUGGCUACUGAAUAUAGUCGAAGUGUACUGAAAAUAGCUGUGGCUCAAAUAUGUCAGAAUUUAGGAUGGAAUUCAACUCAAGUCACUCCCUUAGAACUUCUGACAGAUGUAAUGGAACGAUAUAUUCUGGAACUAGGAAAUAUUGCACAUCGCUACAGUGAACAGUUUGGUAGAACAGAAGUCAAUCUCGAUGAUGUUGGUUUGGCAUUUCAACAGAUGGGAGUGCGACUGGAUGAACUUACUGAAUAUAUUAGUCAUGUUGAACCAGUUCCCUUUGUCAAGGAAAUUGUGGCUUUUCCAGUUCCAAAGAAAAGUAAUUUACAGUUUCCUAACCCAAGGAGCCGUGAAAUAUUACAACAUCGCGAGGAACACAUUCCUGCGUAUUUACCUCACAUGUUUCCUGGUGGAAAAGAUGAUGUUGAUGAGCCUCUGUCAUCAGAGGUGGUUGGACUCGCUCCAGAAUUUGCAUCACCUAUGGAUGUGAGUCCAGCUGCUGCUGAAAGUCGUUCAACUACAACAUCAGCUGAAGGUCCACCUAAUAAACGUCCAAGAAUAAGUAGUGCAUCACUUCCACCAGAAGCUGAUCCAUCCCAGUAUGAAAUGCUGAGUGUUUCCAUGUCUCAAGAAGGGGAACUAACACCUAAAAGACAAGGAAAAUUACCAGAUAAUCGCACACCACCAGCUGGAUUUAAACAGGCUUUGUUCCGGGACCCCCAGCCAUCGCCUAAAGACCAGUUAAAAGAUAAAGUGAAAGAGAAAUAUUCAGAGAGUGAGAAAGAAAAAUCGGACAUAGAUGUUGUAUAUGAAUCUGACAAUAAAUCAAAUAAUCAUUCAAGCAUAUCAGAAAAAAAGAAAAAAUCUUCAUCAAAAGAUUCAAUAAAAUCUAAAAAGUUUAAAUCGAAACCUAAAUUAAGUAAAAAUGAUGGAAAGAAAAGUGUUAGUGGAAGCAAAGUUAGUGAGAGUUCCUCUAAGGAUGGUAAAAAGAUCUUGAGUGAUAAAAAGAAGAAAAAGAAAGUGAUCAGUAUUGAUAAGUUGGGAAAUGUAUAUGGUGCAGAUGGUAAACCUAUCAAAAUCAAUAAAAAUAAAAAUUUCAAGAAAGAUAGCAAGACUGAAAAGGAAACUAAAGAAGCAAUUAAGCAGUCUAUGCCUUUGCCACCAGAAAAAGCUUUGACUGACGAACUUCUUCUUUCACUACCUAAUCCAGAUGAAGAAUCAUCCAAUUCACGCGGUGAUUCUCCUGAACGUUUGGUAAUUGCAUCCGAAUCUGAUAUGAAAGAAAAACAAAAAUCUGCUCGAUUGGCUACUGUAGAUGAUUGCAUUGAUGAAGUUAUUCGUCAGUCUGUUGUAGAAGUUGAAAGCAAAGAAAUCAAGUCCUCACCUGACCAUAAAGAGACAUCAACAGGUGACCCUGACAAACCCAAAUCACAUGAUCUUGCUGACAUGGAUGAUACUAUAAAUUCUGUCAUUAGACAAACUUCAGAAGAUAAUGACACAUCAUCAGUAGAAAUAAAACUUGAACUAGAUUCAGAACCACAAUCAUCAUCAGCUACUCCAAAAUCUCCAACCGCAGAACAUGAUAAACUAAAGAAAAAACGUAAACUGAAAAAUGGAAAAUCUAAAGAUAAGGGAGUCAGAGAAAAACUGAAAAAGAAACUCAUCUCUAAAUCUCAAAAGCCCGAAAUAAAGAAACAGGUUAUUCCAAAAUUGCCUGACAAAUAUUUAACUGAUGCAAUGAAAGUGUUUGCUUUUAGUGAUAGUCCAGAACGCCCUGAACCAGAAAUAAAACAAGAACCUGUAGAUACCAUUGUAAAUGAACCUUCUGCUCCCCCAUCUCCUUCACCACCUCCCAUUCCUACUCCAGUAGUACCUAUUGAAGUUAAGACUGAAGCAGUUCCUGACAGCCCCAAACCAAAGGUAGAGCUUCGAGAAGAUGCUUCUGUUCCCACAUCAAAGGAUUCAACAGAACAAGCCUCAGCAUCUAUAAAGACUGAAGCUGAGAGUGAAAAGAAACCCAAAGAUAAAGAAAAACAUAAGAGCAAAGAACAUAAAAAGGACAAGAAAGAUAAAAGAGAUAAGGACAAGAAGAAGAAAAAGAAGAAAGAUAAGGAUAGAGAGAAGGACAGAGACAAGGAUAAAGAAAGGUCUGGAGAUAAAGAUGAGAAAAAAGAAAAGAAGAAAGAUAAAUCUAAAUAUGAUAAGGAGAAGAAGCCAAAGGAAAUUAAGGAUGAACCUCCAUCAACACCUACUUUCCCACGGUUAAAAUUAAAUAUAAAACUUGGUGGAACGCCAAUUUCAUCUACUUCAGUUCUAAAUUCUCCAUCAGCUUCUGCUUUAGAAACAUCUAUUGCAUCACCAAAGUUAGAUCCAGGGACUCCAUCUAGACCUUCUAUAAGUUCUCCAUCUAGACCUGAGAUACCUAAACUGGUUAUCAAACCCUUAGCAAAACAAGUUGAAGAACAGAAACAGAGAGAAGAGAAGCAAAAAUUGAAGGAAGAGAAACAGAAGUUGAAAGAGGAAAAACAGAAAAUGAAAGAGGAAAAACAGAAAUUGAAAGAAGAAAAAGAAAAAGAAAAGGAAUUGGAAAAACAACGGGAAAUAGAAAGGGAAAGAGAAAAGGAGAAAGAAAGGGAGCGUGAACGAGAAAAAGAACUUGAAUUAGAACGUGAGAGGAAAAGGAAAAAAGAGGAAGAACAAAAAGAAAUUGAGAGACUGAAAGAAUUAGAGUUAAAAAAACAAAAAGAAUUGGAAUUGAAACUUCAGAAAGAAGCUGAAUUAGAACUCCAGAGGAAAAAGGCAGAGAAGGAAAGACAGGAAGAGGAAUUAAGAGAGAAACAAAGAAAAGAAAAAGAAAGUUUAAUGAAGAGUAAAAAAAUAGCCAAAGCUGCAAAAAAAUUACUAAAGAAACAACUGACCGAACCCCUACCUCCAAAAGCUGUCAAUCCUCUAGUAAGAUCACGAUCUCGGUCCCCAACUCCUCCCACAGUUCCUGCGUCUCCUGCAUCAUCAAGUCAUUCUUCACCUUCUCGUAGAUCUCCUCCCUCAUCACCAGUAAGAUCACCACCAACAAAAUCUUUGUGUCCAUCCCCCAUAGUUCUGCCAAAAACAUCACCAACAACGCCAGUCAAAACGCCGAGCAGAGGUAGAGGUCGUCCACCUAAAAAUAAAAACUCUCCUAAAGUUCUGAAACCAUCACCUCGGAGAUAUUCACCACGCACAAAGUCUCCAGAAUCUCCAGGCCAUAGUGCCAAAACUGGAACACCUGUCUCGCCAGGUUCAGAUGAUAUUGACAGUGGAGUUGUGGCUGAGACUGUAGGAACUUUUGUUGAUGCUGCUGGAAACCAGAUAUGGAUUUGUCCAGCUUGUAAAAUGCAGGAUGAUGGAAGUCCUAUGAUUGGUUGUGAUGGUUGUCCAGAUUGGUAUCAUUGGGUUUGUGUAAAUAUAGUACAAGAACCACCUGAAGAUGAAGAAUGGUUUUGUCCAAGAUGUCGUCAGACUAAAAAAUCAAAACCUAAAAUGAAACGUAAAAGAAAGAAAAAAGUUUAAGAAACAUUAUUGUAGUUAGUGCUUCAUGUAUAUUUAUUGUAUAUAAACCAACAAUGAAAAUUAUUCGGAUUUUAUAUAAAGUAAAUUAU
Molecule: messenger RNA, 3797 nt
Organism: Patella vulgata (common limpet)
Lineage: Eukaryota; Metazoa; Mollusca; Gastropoda; Patellidae
Product: transcription initiation factor TFIID subunit 3
Exons: 10
Coding region: 166-3708 (1180 amino acids)
Cellular component (GO): transcription factor TFIID complex
Molecular function (GO): protein heterodimerization activity
Source: RefSeq, a predicted model, not a curated record